This is a messenger RNA of Hevea brasiliensis (rubber tree), 2856 nucleotides long. Its product is annotated as chloride channel protein CLC-f. Gene Ontology annotation, cellular component: membrane; chloroplast; Golgi apparatus. The record is from RefSeq and is a predicted model, not a curated record. Bases 251 to 2581 code for a protein of 776 amino acids. Lineage: Eukaryota; Viridiplantae; Streptophyta; Magnoliopsida; Malpighiales; Euphorbiaceae. The transcript is spliced from 9 exons. Gene Ontology annotation, biological process: chloride transport; transmembrane transport. Gene Ontology annotation, molecular function: voltage-gated chloride channel activity.
UGGGAGGAAAUAAAAAUUUAGAAAUACCACAAAUAUUGCUCCAUAGAACCAAGCAUGCCCGGUCCCUCUUACUCCUUCACGCCCACCGCCACAUACCACCUCCUCCUCCUCUCCGCUGCGUCCUUGUGAUCUCAGUAGAAGGUAAUAGCAAACAGAAUAGGAAAAGGAACAAGAUUCGCAGAGCCCGAUUCCUAUGCUCUGAUAAUUUAGUGACGCCCAGAGGAAGAGAAAAAAAUAGAAAGAGAGAGAAAUGGGAGGAGGAGAAAGAGGAGAAUACAGCGAUGAAAAUCAUAUGUUGAUAUCAAACAGUAACAGAGGAGAACACGACGAUGGUGGAGAGGACUUGGAAGAUCAAGGCAUCAUCAGUACGCCUAGUCGUCUCAGCAAAGGAGGAAGCGGCGGUGCUAUUAAGGAUCUCAUCCUCAAACAUUUGGAUCGAGGCCUUUCUGGUCGCCGUCUCUCCAGUUUCAAGCGUCUCGAUAGAGAUACUAACAGAGAUAUGUCGCUGCAUUCUCAUUCUCGUAAUCAUAGUCAUAAUCAUGAGGAUUUUGGCGGACAUCAUGGUGAUGAUGAUGAUGUUCUCGGGGAUAGCGCACCUCCCGAGUGGGUUUUGCUUCUUAUUGGUUGCCUUCUUGGCCUUGCCUCCGGUCUCUGUGUCGCUGCUUUUAAUAAAGGGGUUCACGUAAUACAUGAAUGGGCUUGGGCUGGGACUCCUAAUGAGGGUGCUGCAUGGCUUCGUCUACAGAGAUUGGCUGACACUUGGCAUCGAAUUCUUUUGAUACCAGUAACAGGGGGGGUUAUUGUUGGGAUGAUGCAUGGCUUAGUGGAAAUAUUAGACCAAAUAAGACAGUCCAGUCCUUCCCAAAGACAAGGUGUUGAUUUGGUUGCUGGAGUUUUCCCCACGAUAAAGGCCAUUCAAGCUGCUGUUACUCUCGGUACUGGUUGUUCUUUGGGUCCUGAAGGCCCUAGUGUUGAUAUUGGAAAAUCCUGUGCCAAUGGACUUUUAUUAAUGAUGGAAAACAACAGAGAAAGGGAGAUAACUCUUGUUGCAGCUGGUGCGGCAGCUGGGAUUGCUUCAGGUUUCAAUGCAGCUGUUGCUGGUUGUUUCUUUGCUAUUGAAACUGUGUUAAGGCCACGGCGUGCUGAAAAUUCACCUCCAUUUACAACUGCAAUGAUAAUAUUGGCUUCUGUUAUAUCAUCAACUGUAUCAAAUGCCUUACUUGGUACACAAUCAGCUUUUACAGUGCCACCUUAUGAUUUGAAAUCUGCUGCUGAAUUACCUUUGUACCUGAUCUUGGGCAUGCUCUGUGGUGUUGUAAGUGUGGCCUUUACUCGCUUGGUCUCUUGGUUCACCAAGUCAUUUCAGUUUAUCAAGGAAAAAUUUGCCCUUCCUGCUGUUGUUUGUCCUGCUUUAGGUGGUUUAGGAGCUGGGAUAAUUGCUCUCAGGUAUCCUGGGAUACUGUACUGGGGUUUCACAAAUGUUGAAGAAAUUUUACGUACUGGGAAGAGUGCUUCAGCUCCAGGAAUCUGGUUGUUAACCCAACUAGCAGUAGCCAAAGUUGUGGCUACAUCUCUUUGCAAAGGUUCAGGUCUUGUGGGUGGUCUUUAUGCACCGAGUUUGAUGAUUGGUGCUGCUAUUGGUGCUGUAUUUGGGGGUUCAGCUGCUGAAGUUAUCAAUUCGGCCAUUCCUGGAAAUGCUGCUGUUGCUCAGCCUCAGGCAUAUGCAUUGGUUGGAAUGGCUGCUACAUUAGCUUCAGUUUGUUCGGUGCCAUUGACAUCGGUUCUCCUUUUGUUUGAGUUGACGAAAGACUACAGGAUAAUUCUUCCCCUCAUGGGGGCUGUUGGAUUAGCAAUAUGGGUUCCUUCUGUGGCCAACCAGGCAAAAGAGACUGAAGCAUCUGAUACACAUGCUUUGACAAGAGGUUAUUCCUCUCUUUCAGAUUCUGAAGAUAUGAAUGAAAUCUGGAGAAGAAUUGAUGGUGGAGAUGAUCUAGAACUCUCCAUCAUGGAAAAUACUUCUGAUCAUGAAGCAAUCAAUCAAGAUUGGCUUUUGGAAGAUCUGAAGGUUUCUAGGGCCAUGUCAAAGAACUAUGUUAAGGUUUCAUUGGCCUCAACUCUGAAAGAAGCCAUAGAGUGUAUGCAUAACAGCAAGCAGAAUUGUGUGCUUGUGGUUGAUGAUGAAGAUUUACUGGAUGGAAUGCUAACAUAUGGUGACAUUAGGCGGCUGUCUAAUAAGUCUGAUGAAGCUCCCAUAGGGGAUUCAACAAUUACAGAUGUAAAUACCUGUCUUGUUUCAUCUGUUUGUACCCGAGGGAUAAGCUACAGAGGCCAAGAUCGUGGGCUUUUGACCUGCUAUCCAGACACUGAUUUGGCAAUUGCCAAGGAGCUAAUGGAGGCCAAAGGGAUCAAGCAGUUGCCUGUUGUUCAGAGGUGUAGAGGUUUCUGGAAAGAAAGGAAACGAAGAAUUGUUGCUAUUCUUCAUUACGAUUCUAUUCGGAACUGUCUCAGAGAGGAGAUAGCUCGUAGGAAGGCCAUGUAUCAGCAUAGAAAAGAGAGUGGUCUAAUUGAAAGCAGCCAUUAAUGUGGCAAAGUUGCUUGUCAAAUUUAAGUUACUUUGGACGACCGUGCAAGGGACAGGUAGGAAGAGAGAUCAUGGUUGCGGAUGACAGGUAUAUACAUGUUUUGUUCCGAUGAUUGAGAAAUGAAAACAUUACCAUAUAUAUAUAUAUAUGAUGGCUUUAGCUAUUGUCUAAGGUUAGUUGUAGCAAAUUGCAUUUUGUAUAUGAAAAUUUAUUUAGUUAUAUUCCAAUGUUAUCAAAAAGGAAAAGAAGGAACUUGUCAAUAGUUGAAUUACAA